AUGUCUGCCUUCACCUCACUUCCAAUCAUUGAUAUUUCUCUUGCAGAUAACCCAGAAACUAAGCCUAAGUUGCUCCAAGAUCUGGAACAUGCUUUGUUCCGCGUCGGCUUUCUGUACCUUAUCAACCAUGGCAUUGAACAGGAGGCACGAGAUAUUCUUGAACUGGCACCCAAAUCUUUUGAAGUCCCCCAAGCUGAAAAAGAUGCUGUGGCAAUGACCACCAACCCUCACUUUGUCGGCUACACCGCUUUAGGUAUGGAGUACACUGCUCAGCAUGUCGACAUCAGAGAACAAUACGAUUUUGGCUCUGCUCGUGACCCUGACCCAUUGUUCAGGGAAGACGAUACAGUAGAACCCUGGCGCCGACUCAAAGGACCUUCUCCAUAUCUACCCGACUCUGUACUUCCAGGUUUUGAAAAAACCGUCACAACAUAUAUUGCCGGUAUGGAGCGUGUAGCUUCACGUUUACUGGAUCUUAUAGCUGAGUGUCUUAAUCUGCCCCCUGAGACUUUCCACCAAUUUGAGGCUGACAUGAACCGUCUUAAGAUUGUAAAGUACCCCCCUCCUAAAGCUGAAGAAAUUGAAAAGGCUGGCGGCGCGUUUCUGCAUGGAGGUAGUCAAUUCCAGGGUGUUGGCCCUCACAAAGACUCAUCGGGUAUGUUUACUUUUGUGCUUCAGGAUAAUGUUGGUGGUCUCGAGGUCCUCAACCAAGCUGGUGAGUGGAUCCCCGCAACGCCGCUCCAAGAUUCUUUUGUUGUCAACAUCGCUCAGGGAUUCGAAGCCCUAACUGGAGGGCGGUGCGGCGCAACCACCCACCAAGUCAUCUCACCCUCAGAAAAUGUCACUCGUUACUCUAUUCCUUAUUUCCACUCAAUCCGUCUGGAUCUUACAAAACAAGAUAUUGAUAACCAGCUUUCUUUUAUUAAGGGUCGUAUUCCAGAACCCUCAGAUCUUAAGAAGCGUGCCGUGGAUGUUCCUUCUGAGUUCAUUCAACCUCAAUACAAAACAUUUGGCGAUGCCCAUCUCCGCAACAGAGUCGUCAGCCAUAAAGACGUUGCGAAGAUAUGGUACCCCAAACAAGAUGCAAUUUAUAACUCUGCGUAA
Magnusiomyces paraingens is the source of this 1104-nucleotide messenger RNA. RefSeq lists its product as uncharacterized. NCBI's taxonomy places the organism in Eukaryota, Fungi, Ascomycota, Dipodascomycetes, Dipodascales, Dipodascaceae. The coding region runs from base 1 to 1104 and encodes 367 amino acids. Gene Ontology annotation, molecular function: dioxygenase activity. The record is from RefSeq and is a predicted model, not a curated record. The transcript has a single exon.